Centropristis striata (black sea bass) is the source of this 5553-nucleotide messenger RNA. It is a transcript of the gene hnf4g, whose product is annotated as hepatocyte nuclear factor 4, gamma. Gene Ontology annotation, molecular function: RNA polymerase II cis-regulatory region sequence-specific DNA binding; nuclear receptor activity; zinc ion binding. Gene Ontology annotation, biological process: cell differentiation; regulation of transcription by RNA polymerase II; anatomical structure development. The transcript has 10 exons. Gene Ontology annotation, cellular component: nucleus. The record is from RefSeq and is a predicted model, not a curated record. Bases 2786 to 4165 code for a protein of 459 amino acids. NCBI's taxonomy places the organism in Eukaryota, Metazoa, Chordata, Actinopteri, Perciformes, Serranidae.
ACACACACACACACACACACACACACACAAACAUGCACACACACGCACAUGCACACACAUUCAUAAAAGUAUGUGCCUGUGACAACAUAGCACCAUGUCGUGCAUACAGAUGCACUCCUCCAAAACGUUAUGAAAAAAAAGGCAGAGGGAGAGAAGGGAAAUAUCUCGUUUACCACUAUCUCUCCAUCCUUGUGAUAAGUGUGAGACAAGGACAGAUAAGUAAUGUGCAAUAAGGUGAGAAGUCUUAGGCCACAGCUCCUCCCCUCACCUUGUUCCUGGCCCAAUCAAAUGGGAUUACGGAUCUUUUAUGCCAGGGAUCUCCCUUGUCAUGGCUGUAAGAAUUAGAUGAAGAAGGGACCAGCAGACAGGGAAAAGGAGACAGACACUAUAAAGUUAACUGGUAAUAUAAGUGAACCAAAGAGAGGAAGGUUUGAGGAAGACCCAGUUGAAACAGGAAUGAAGUAUCCUCCUGCUCUUCAGAGUAAAUCUCUGUUAGAUAUGGAAGUAGCAAACUAUUGUGAAGGCCUGGAUCCCUCAUACAGCACGCUGGGCUUUGAGAAUGCAGAGGUGCUCUGUGGAGGAGGAGGUAAGUGCAUGUAUUCACCUAUACACACAAACCCAUACAAACAAUGCAUGCACAUACAAACAAACGGUAACUGAAGGACAGAACAACUGUUUAUAGCAUUUGUUUCGAGUUGGACAUGCUCACAUAUAGUACUGAAGUGAUCAGGAUAGCAGACUCCAUCUUUAAAAACAAUCAUACUUUUAAAUGUCCUAGCUCCUCCAUACAUCAGAUGUUUUCUUUCAUUUUGUAUUCCAGCCAGACCACUAAUGUCCUCCACUGCUUUACCUUUAAAUAUUCCUUGUGUGUUCCAUAAAAGUACAGGUGAGGUCGCCUUCUGUUUUUACACCCUGAACUGUGAACUCAGUGGCCCUGAAUUUGGGGCAGAAUGGCAAAAUAUUUCCGUAUUUUUUAAAGGAAAUGAAAGACCUAUCCAUCUAAUGUGGCUUUUAAUUUGGAGUAAUGGUAUAUCCUUCGUAUUUAGCCUUUGAUAAUUGCGUUUUAUUUCAAUUCCUGAUUUGAUUAUAUUUUACUGGCUUUUAUUUAUUUUAAAAACGUUAUUGUUUUAUUCCUAUAAUUAUUAGUCUUGCAAAUCGUUUGUUAUUAUUGUGUAUAUUUUAUUUUAUUUUAUUUUAUGUUUUUUUAAUUUUUUCACUGUGAAGCACUCUGGGCUGCAUCUAAAAUCGAGUUGGAGUUUAUAAGUAGCUCACUCACACAUUUCCCAUAAUAAGGUGGAUGCUUUCACAAUGGAGCUUAUAAAUCUGUAGCCUCUUGUUUAAGUUGUUUAAGUUGAGGUAUCUUUAUAGGAGUGUUUGGGGUGGGUCAUCUACAGGUACAGUAGACUUGAUCUACUCUGUUUUUUAAAUAAGAACUUUGCUGAUGAAGUGAAGUGAAGUCAGCUGAAGUUUGCAGUUUGCAGAUAAGGAAAUCAGCUAACAUAACAAGCUAAAAUAAGCAAUGGGGAAACACAUGACAUUUUAAUGUUGGUUAAUGAUGCAUGUAUCCUGUUAACACGGAUUGUGAGAAACGAAAUCAGCCUGACUUUUGUUUGUAUAUGGGUACAGUGUGUGAGUGGAAAUCAGUAUUGGUGAAAGAGAAGGGGUGGGUAGGGUUGUAAAAACAUGAGAUCAGAACGUUAAUAAAAGUGUUGUGGCAGAAAUUGCAGGUAUGUGUCAUAAAGAUGUUUUAUUGAAGAGAAAGCACGCAUCUCAGUGAUACACUGGUGUCACCACAGCAUGUGAACAGAAAGUUAGUGGAACAUUGACUCAUCUCGCCUCGGUGACGCCUGGAGUGGGACAGAGAGAGAUGUGAGUGGGGGGAUGUGAACGUGUCUGUGUUGAUGCAUACAGAGUUUCUACCUGCACAUGCCAUGAUUGUGUUGUGUCGGCUUUGACUGAAUGACAAUGACGAUGAUUACGGUUCUGAUUAUGGAGAUGUUGCUGCUGCCACUGAUAACAAUCAUGAUCAUGAUGAUUAUGAUAAUGCUGAUGAUAAUAAGGAGAUGACAGUAAAACCGUCAUGUUUAACAUGCCUGGUGAUUGUAAUGCCUUUUUUUUUUAUUGAUUUAUGUUUAGUUUGGUGCUUGAAUCACACCCACAAAAACCCCAAGUAACCUCUGUCAUUUUUCUAUGGAAAAUACACAGAAUACAUUUAUUUUAGUUGUGUGAUGAUGUAAUCACUCUAAGUGGCUUAAUUAGAUGGAAUAGUGUAGUUGACUGUCCGUACUGUGGUCCCAUUAUUAUACUUUUAGAAGCUGAACUGUUUCUGGAUGUUCACUGCAAUAGUGAAUUUGUGUCUGUACAAAUGUAUACAAGCAUGUGUCUGUGCACCUGUAUGGAGAACAGAUGGUGAAAAAAGUAAAAUAAGUUGAUAACUGAAUUAAUAAAUAAUAAAUGAUACUAUGCUGUUACAUGUACCUCAAAUAAUACUAAAAAUAAGUAGGUGAAAUAUAUUUUUUUCCAUUUAUUUUUUCUAUUAUUUAAAAUAUUAUGUUUUUAAACUUAUUUAUUUAUUUCAGCAUUUAUUUAUUAUUUUCCCUUUGCAUUUUCCUCCUAUUUAUUCCCCAAACAUAUUUAUUUCUGUUUUAUUUUCGUUAUAUAUAUAUAUUUCACACAUUUCUUCUUCGUUUAAUAAAAAAGGGGGGAAUUAAAUACCAAGGUCAAUAAUAACAAUGCAUAUUAAAAACAGAAACAUCAAUUUUUGUCACAUAUCGUUAACUAAUUAAUGCCUACAUUUAUUUUUGGCACAUUUAAUGGCAUAUUGAUGUAUUUAUCAGGUCAUGCUUUAAUUUUUUAUUUUGGCAUCUUCCAUCCUCCACAUACUUGUGUGUAUUUAUCUGUGGAAGUGUUUCUGUGUGUUUCAGACAACAUGCCCACAGAGCCAAGCCUGUCAUUGGGUCCAGACGGGGUCAGCAGUAACUGUGCUAUCUGUGGAGACAAAGCCACAGGGAAACACUAUGGAGCCUCCAGCUGUGAUGGCUGUAAAGGCUUCUUCAGACGCUCCAUACGCAAGAGCCACGUCUACACCUGCAGGUUCAGCAGACAGUGCAUUGUGGAUAAAGAUAAGAGGAACCAGUGCCGUUUCUGCAGACUUAAUAAAUGCUUCAGGGCUGGCAUGAAAAAAGAAGCUGUACAGAAUGAAAGAGAUCGGAUCAGCUCCCGAAGAAGUAUCCCUGACUCCCAAGACUUGCCACCUAUUACUAUUCUGGCCCAAGCUGAAUCACUGUCCCAACAGAUCACUGCACCAAUUGGAAUAGCAGACAUAUCGGAGCAGAAGUCAGCCACUGUCGGAGAUGUAUGUGAUUCUAUGAGACAGCAGUUAUUGGUGUUGGUGGAAUGGGCCAAGUACAUUCCUGCAUUUGGAGAACUGCCACUGGACGACCAGGUUAGUUUGCUCAGGGCUCAUGCCGGUGAACACCUUUUGCUUGGGGUCGCCAAAAGGUCAAUGCAAUUCAAGGACUUCCUGCUUUUAGGUAAUGGCUGUGUGAUCCACAGGAACAGCCCUGAACAAGAGAUAUACAAGGUAGCCAACCGAGUGCUGGAUGAGCUGGUCCAGCCCUUCCAGGAUAUUCAAAUAGAUGACAACGAGUAUGCAGCACUCAAGGCUAUUGUCUUCUUUGAUCCAGAUGCAAAGUCUUUGCGGGACCCAUCGAAGAUCAAGGCCAUUCGUCUGCAGGUCCAGAUGAGUCUGGAAGACUACAUUAAUGACCGUCAGUAUGACUCCAGGGGUCGUUUUGGAGAGCUGUUACUCCUGCUGCCCACCCUGCAGAGCAUCACCUGGCAGAUGAUCGAACAGCUCCAGUUCAUUAAGCUCUGUGGCCUGGCCAAGAUAGACAACCUGCUGCAUGAGAUGCUGCUGGGAGGACUUACGUCGGAGCCCACUCACCUGCACCACACAGCACACACCCAGCUGGCCCAGGACCCUCUGACUGGACACACACUGGUCAUUAGCACCAUGCCUGUCAUUCACACUCCACAGACAGCCUCUCCAGACACUCCCAUCCCGUCGCCCCCUCAGGGUCCUGCCCCAGAGAAGUACAAACACUUCCCCCAGCCCCUCUGUCCUCCAGCCAGCCCCUCACCUUCCACACAGACAGAUCUCUGACUUCUCCUGCACUCUGUCAAAGAAGCUGACAUGGGCACCGUCUCCCUGUCCCUAAUUCAUCAUCCCAGCCGUGGCAUAAAGAUUAUGAAAGCAGUCCCUGUUUAUAAUGUCUGCAGUUAGACUUUACCCUGCUUCUUCUCCCUGUGACUCCUGCUGAUGUUGCAACAAUAACUAAGAAGUAAUUAAAGCUGCCGUGUGCAGCAGUUUAACACUUCAAUAUGUCACUUUUAAAAUUCAGUGAACUAAUGAAACACUGAACCAGGGUUUAACAAAACAUGCUGUGCAUUUUUGUGGUUACCUAAAACCAACAGACUUUUUUUUCAGUGCAGUAUCUGGGUUUUACAACACUUUCAUAUAAAUCAGGGACAUGCUCAUAGGCAUGAUGGAUAUUAGCCAGCUUUAAAAGUUUAUGCUAUCUUAAACUUUUGCAUUAUUGAUGUGUAAGUCUUAUUUUUUAUUAGCAGAGAAUGCUCCCUAUCUUUAUGGUUCUUUAUGUGCAGUCUAACACUUGCAUAUCAAAUGGCGAGUCCACAUUAUGUGUAAAUUUACAAAAUACUAUAUGUGUAAUCAUAAACUGCAGAGGCAACACUAAUUGAAACAGUCAUGGGCUAACAAAUUGCAGCUGGCCAUCAAAUAUAAAUUGAAUGCUUUCUUUUGUUUAUACAGUAUGCAUCAGUGGGACCUAUUACACCUGUAAACUGGUCUGAGAUCAGUUACUGUGUUCUAAAGAACUUCAGAGACAUUGUUGCUGAUUUUCAGGAUUUAGAUUUUUUUUUACUCAAACACAUUUUAUAGAGUGUACAGUGGAAUUUGUGGUAUGAAAAGAAGAUUGAAUAGUUUGUAUUUAAUACUGGGUCAUGAAUACAUAUAAUGUAGACAAUGGCACACAUAUAUCCUGUAUGUAUUCAGCAAAUAAAACAUAAUAUAGAUCAACAUGAUUAUAAUAAUAUCCUUUAUACACAGUUGAUAAAGCUCUCAUGUUAAAUACAAAAAGGAAUGUGGAUAAAUUGUAAUGUUUUAAUAACUAACUGUGUAUAGUCAAAUGGAUGGUAAGACAUAUUUGGAUCAUCAAAGUGUGUUGCUGUUCAAUUUCUAGAAUCAAUUGUGUAUUUUUAUUUUUGCUUUGUGUUGAUAAUGUGUAUGCAGUAUAUUGAUUAAAAUGCAAUUUCAUUUAUUUUAUUUGAAAUGAAUCUGUUAAAUGUGAAUUAAAUGAGAAUGUUUAACAUACUGUACACAGAGACUCGGAAAUCACAGUAUGAAAUGGUUCAGUAGCACCCUCUUGAUGCCACUAGAUAAAAUACAACAAAUGUAAAUGGACUACUUAUACGUGUAAGCAUUGGUACACAAUGUGAAAUGAGUAUGCAUUCAUUUAUUUCUGUAUUGUUUUU